Molecule: messenger RNA, 9967 nt
Organism: Onychostoma macrolepis
Lineage: Eukaryota; Metazoa; Chordata; Actinopteri; Cypriniformes; Cyprinidae
Product: raftlin-like
Exons: 10
Coding region: 1925-3763 (612 amino acids)
Source: RefSeq, a predicted model, not a curated record
AAAGAUAUAAUAAAUGUUGGCCUGUUUCUUACACAAAGCUAUCAUUCAGUAGAUUCAGAAUAUAUAACACAUGAGUUGCAUGUUUUUGUCCUUUUUAUAGAUCAACAGUCAUGGAAAUUGAGCAUUUAACUUGUUAUAUAGAAAGAAGCUGUGUAAACGUUCUUGACUGAACUAUAUAUGUGACCCUGGACCACAAAACCAGUCAUAAGUGUAUAUUAUUUUGAAAUUGAGAUUUAUACGAUUAAUAAGCUUUCCAUUGAUGUAUGGAUUGUUAGGAUCGGACAAUAUUUGGCUGAGAUACAAUAAUUUGAAAAUCUGGAAUCUGAGGGUGCAAAAAAAUCUAAAGUUGUCCAAAUGAAGUUCUUAGCAAUGCAUAUUACUAAUCAAAAAUGAAGUUUUGAUAUAUUUAUGGUAAGAAAUUUACAAAAUAUCUUCAUGGAACAUGAUCUUUACUUAAUAUCCUAGUGAUUUUUGGCAUAAAAGAAAAAUGGAUAAUUUUGACCCAUACAAUGUAUUUUUGGCUAUUGCUACAAAUAUACCCCAGCGACUUAAGACUGGUUUUGCGGUCCAGGGUCACAUAUUACAAAAUAUAAUAUAAAAUAUACUGACCUCGUUUAUUUGAUCAAAAAUACAGUAAAAACAGUCAUUUAAAAAAUAAUAAUUCCUUUAAUUAUUACUAAAACAAUUAUUAAUAUGUCUUAUAAUAUAAUAGUAUCAACGUUAAAAUAAUAAAUAAAUAAUUAGUAAUACUAUUACAAUUAAAUAACUGUUUUAUGUAUUUUAAAAUGUAAUUCAUUCCUGUAACGGAAAAGCUGAAUUUUCAGACUGUGCUUCAUACAAAACUGCCACUAUUUUAGAAAAUUUAACAUACGUGUUGUAUGGAUCACUUUUGUUUCACUCAUGUUUCCAUUUCGGAGCGCAACAGUCGUGCAAGUCAUGCAAAUAAUUGUUAAUAUAUAGAAAGAUGCUGUGUAAAUAUUCUAUUCUACUGUUUGUAAAAUAGCCAUUUUACAAAGGCUACACUUAUGUAAUAAAAAUACAGUACAAAUAUUAUUAUAAUUAAAAUAACCAUUUUAAUAUAUUUAAAAAUGCAAUGACGAUGUGAUGACGAUGCUGAAUUUUGUUUCCUUUUUGGAGCUCAACAGCCGUGCAGGUCAUGCAAAUAACUUAACGUCUUUGAGGUUUUGGAGAAACAAUUGAGAUACUACAGAGAUCUCAUUGCUGAUUUUUCACUCUGUUUACAGUAUUUUGCUAAUUUCCUUGCUCUUUCAGUCCUCCCGCAUUCUGAGCUCUUAUCGUUGCUUUAUUAUGUCCCUGUAAUUUCUAAAAUAACUGCUCCCGCUCUCUUUUUCUCCCUUUUAUCCAUCUCCCUUCCCCUCUCUCUCUCUCGCGCUCCCGCUCUCGCUCGUACUCAGCACCUCCUCCUCCUUCUCCUUCUCCUCAGUUGGAUUCUUCAGUCGGUGGGCAGGAACUGUGUCGGUUUCUGAAGAAGCCGAGAGAGAGAGAGAGAGAGAGAGAGAGAGGGGGAGCGAACUGUGUCUGGGUCAGCUCGGUCUGUCAUCUCAGACAGUCAGAGAGAGCGAGAGAGAGACAGACAGCACGGCACGCAGGCAGCAGGAUACAGGAGGUAUGUCAGAGGAUGUGGUUUCCCUGAGCUUGCAGAACAUUGCACAGACAUACUUUGAGCAUGACCUAACGGCAGCACGCAAAGUGUGUUUUCUGCGCUCCGCUAGCUGCCUGCCGCAGGAGGACUGAUCCGCUCGGGAUCCUCGCUUCUUGUUAUUACUGUGCCGUCACAUCCAACGGGAAACGUACCGCCGCUCUCGCGGUUCACGCGCAGGACGGUGGAUCGCUGACUCAAACUUGCAGCCUCCGCGUGUCGACAGCUCCACAACAGGCUUAAGUGCGCACUCGUUCAGCAGAAAUGGGCUGCGGCUUGAGGAAGUACCGUCAGACGGAAGACAACAGUCCGGGAAAGAUUUACUCCACCCUCAAGAGACCGCAGGUGGAGACCAAGAUCGGGGUCGCCUACACGUACCACCACGUGGACUUCCUGGUGGGGAAAGAUGAUGGGGCGUCCACGCUGUGCCUGUCCUCGGUGAGGGAGCUGCCGUCUCAGCUGCAGGAUCUGUACCAGCAGGGCUUCAUUCUAGCAGCUGUGCACCCCUUCGUCCACCCGUGCGGCCCCGAGCCCGCCAGCGUCCAGCGCCAGCUCUACCGGGCAGUGCUCAUCAAAGUCUCUGACAGCUGGGAGAAGAAUCCGGCAGACUUUGAGCCUUACCAUCUCAAACUGGAGGAAUGCAUGUCUGCAGACCAGAUUCCCACCACAGAGCACAUCCAAGGAUAUGUGAAGAAACAGAUCCAGGACGCUGCGGAUCAGGGCAUCAUGUUUGUGGGCUUCAUCCAGGAGCCAGCUGGCCUACGCCCACACGUGCUACGGCACGGAGAACCAGAGGAACCCUCCCUCUCCCUGCACUCCAGCCCCAGCUCGCUGCACGGCUCGGGGCUGACGCCCAGUCCCAGUCCCCUGGAGGAACCGGAGCCGGAGCUGGGAGACGAGUCCGGAGCGGAGAACGAAGGGAAAAAUGGGGGAGGUGAGGCUCUGAGAGAGGACGUGAAAGCUUCUGAAGGUGGAGACGGAGGAGAUGAUCUCUCUGUAGAGAAAUCAGGAUCUGGUGAAACACAUCAAGGAGAUACACUGACACACAACAACAACGACACGGCCAAAAUCACAGACACAACCGAGAAACCCAGCAGGUUGGCCCUGACUAAGAGUGGAGCCGAGCUCUUUGGAUUGUUUAACUACCCGGGUCGGCGUGAGGGUCAGCUGAAGUACUACACAGUUAAAGUGCCUCUGCGAGUGCAGCCGCAGGACGAGGGCAUCUGCACUAUGGAGGCCAACUGGCUCGAUCACAUGACUCAACACUUCAACAACGGAGCUUCACUAGUGGACGGAUACUUUCAGCUGGCCAGUGACAACGAUUUUCUCGUCAAGACUGUGGACAGCGUGUUUGUGUUCCAGGAGGGAGUGGAGAGCGACACCAAAGCAGCUGCUGCGUACGACGCUAUAGUGGUGGAACAAUGGACAGUCAUUGAUGGUUUACAAGUGAAGACAGACUAUAUUCCCCUGCUGCAGUCGCUGGCUUCAUUUGGAUGGAGACUCACUUGUGUGCUGCCUACACCGAUCGUCAAGACUAAUAGUGAUGGAAGUUUGGCCACCAAGCAGAUCGUUUUCCUCCAAAGACCAAUGUUGCCUCGCAAGAAGAAGGAAUCCAAGAAAGUCAUCUUUAAAGCACGGAACAAGUCCAACAAGAACUCGGUCAAAGACGCACCAAAAAACAAGAAGAAGAAAGACUCCACACCCACCGUAGAGAGAGAGAUAAGUGAUCAAAAGCCCUGUGAUGGAGCCGAGAAGAGCGCUGAAGAGACAAAUACAAGUGUGAAUGAACAACGGGAGGAAAACCAGAAUAAUGAGACUGAUGCUGAAGUGCAGAGUGAACAGAAAGAGGACAGAGAGGAAGAGAACGAGACAGAGGAAGGGACGGUAGGAGCAGGCAGGGAAAAACAAGAAGCAGUGGGCGGAAAUAGCAUGACAGACGGAAAUGCUAAGCAUGAGGUAGAUGUUAAAGAGGAAGAGCGUGGCGUGAAAACAGAAGCUGAAAUGGGCUCGUGUCAAGACGAGGCCUCACCUACUGCGCAAGAAACAGGACAACAGGACAAGGAGGUGGGCAAACAGGAAGACGGCUCAGCCAAUCAGGAUUGAGGACGCGCUCAGACCCACCGAGCCAAUGGAAGUGGACCUUCUGAAUGUUCUAAAUGCUACCCUGCAAAAAAAAUCACUUUGCUAAUCAAUAUUUUGUCUUGUUUUCCAGUAUCUAAACAUCCUUAAAGCAAGAGUUGUUUUAUUGAUCUUUAGAUACUCAAGACUACUGGUUGAUGUCGCGUAGCUUAUGGUUUAAGACAGGUAAACUGUCGCGCAAACACCUCACCUGACGUUUCCACCUCGUGUAACCAAUGCUGAACAUUUAACUCACCGCUGGCGAGCGGGCGAUAACAUCCCUUCCCCAUCAAUGAGCCGAAAGGACUCCGGUCUCCAGGAAGAGGGAGGAGAGAUGGGAAGUGAUUGUUAUCGGUAAAUGCACUGGAUGGGAAAACCACAUUAAUAUUUACUCAAUGAGCCCAUAGGGCCGAGACAGACUCAAAGACGGCAUCUCAGACGCGCUCUGAGGAGAAGGUUACUGUUGCGAGAAGCAAUCUAUUGUGAUGUAAGGUGGAUAUGUUUGUGUAUGUUUUUGUUUACGUUUAUAUGAAUAUUUCAUGUCACCGUCCAAACAAAAGAGCCAGAUUCUCGAAAUUUAAGAGAAGAUUACUGGGAUAUUACUAUUAAGUUUGUUGUGCAGUAGGGGUGACUUUUUGCUGGUUUGGUUGUUAGCAUUCAGAGCGGCUCCACCACUGGUUUAACGGAAUAACUCACAGAAAUUUAAAUUCUGUCAUCAUUUACUCAACCUCAUGCUGUUUCAAAUAUGUAUGACUUCACGGGAAAAGCAGAAUACGUGAACAAAGACUCAGGCUGUUGUGUGGAAAAAACAACAACAAUGCAUUAGUAAAUAAAAUUCAUAAUUCUCAGAUAAAAAGUCAAAAUUAUGAGAUAAAGUGUAGAAAUUGACAUAAAAUGUCUACACUGAAAAGUAAAACUCAUAAAAAGUCAACAUUUUGAUACACUAAGAGAUCAACACGGUUAAAAAAAGCCAUAAUUCUGACAUUAUGAGAUAAAACGUUAUAAUUAUGACAUAAAAGGUCAUUAUAAGCAAGUCAUAAUUUAACCUUCUUCAUCUCAUAAGUAUGAUGGUAUUUUAUGCCAUGCAUAAUUAUUAUUUUCUUAUGGAGUGGAAAAUGUAAUCCAUAAAAUUUUAUCCCAUAAUUUUGACUUUUUGUGUCAUAAUUUCAACAUUUAUCUCAUAAUUGACUCAGCAUUGACAUGUUGAUGACAAUUAUGUCAUAAUUAUGAUUUAGCAAAGCAUAAUUUUUUUCUUCAGCUGCAGAAAUGGGCUUCUAUACUUUUGAGCUCCAUAAAAACAUCAGAAAAGUUGUCCAUUUAAUUAGAAAUAUAUUAUUUACCCAAUUUUUGUGGGCAAAUUUUUUUUUUAAUGCUUAUUAGAAUAUUGUAUUGUUAGCUUAGCCACAAGCUUAAUUAAGAAAUUAUCCAUUUAAUGCUUUGUGCAAAAAAAAAAAGGUGAUUAAAUGAUGACAGAAUUAUCAUUUACAGGGUGUAUUAUUGCUUUUAAAAGAGGCAGAUGGCAUAAUAAGUGUCUGUUUGGGCUUCAGUUUACUUUUACAUGGAGACAAUCUGCUCUAGCUCUAAUACAAACAUUUUUAACAUUGCUCUCAGACGCAAUAAAGCAUCACAAGUGAUUUUGUUUGAGAAAGUCAACACCAGAAAGAUGAGAUACGCUCAUGAACAGAUCCUUUCCCUGUUUUAAUUAGCAGACGACUAAGGGGCUGUUCACACAGGUCCUUUUUCUUGUGUUAAAAACAGCAGAGCACAACAGAAGGUGCAUUUAUAUGCACAUUAACUCCAAGACACUGGCUAAUGUUCACCUCAAGAUGUUCUUUCUGCCCCCUGAUUCAUCUGAUGGCAUGCUUUAAAACUGUCAGUGACUUGAUUUGUAACUAAUGAGUAAACAUGAAAUCAAAAUCAACCAUUUUUUUUUUUUUUAAAUACAUCAAAUUACAGAAAUAAAUUGGGAAAACAUACCACUGAUGUGCACAUAUGUGCCUACUGCACAGACCGAAAUUGAAAAAGACAGUCUAAAACAUUUUUUUUGACUAUUUCACUGCACAGAAUUCAUAAAAAUACUGACAGUUUUUAUUAUGAAAAUGGCAUUUUCUGAGGAGGACGUAAUAUGAGAGUGAAACUUCAUGGUGUUAUUAUACAGACCGCCGUCGAUUUUCAAUUUGCAUAAGAAAAUAAAUGGAUACGUGGAUAAUCCGUAACAGAAUGUUGUGAUGGGAUAGAGGUUAUUUCAUGACAAUGAUAUUAUUACCCUGAUCUUCUGGGAUGUUUCAGAUUUAAAGUGAACAACAGAAAAUGAGGACGGUCGGCGAGAUAAUGCGGUUACGGGUUCACGCGGUUCUUUGGCUUUUAUUAAUGAAGCGAAUGUCUUGUAUUUUAGAAAUCAGAUCCCUUAAUCCAGCAGAAUCACAAGACUAUUAUUUCAGAUAGAAAGUAUUAUCCUGUCUGACUCGUGGUUUAGGUUUUUCAUAGAAAUUAUUAUUAAAGUAAUAUGUGACGUAUUACUUUUCCAAUAAACAACAACUGAGUAACACAUCGUGUUUUUAUAUCAGAAUAGGCCAAAAAGCAUUUAGACACUUAAAGGUGUGUUCGCACUAAAUUUCGGUCAGUAUAGAGUAUCGACCAAUGAAACCCAGCACACACAGAAGUCACUUUCAAACCAAGCAGCUUGGUCAAGGCGAAAAAUCUUUGAGCUUGAACCCGUUGAAAUCUGUAUGGGGAAAUCUUUCGCCCUCACGCGAAAUUCUUGAUCGCAUAGAAUCCUGUUGAAAUGACUGGAUUUCUCCAGGAAAAAUUAGUCAACAACAGUGAAGGUGAACACACUUGACACGUAAAAUGUCUAAAAUGUCAUUGCAUUAGUUAAAAUAUCAAACAUUUAUAUUUUAAAAAAAGAGCCCAGCUAACAGGGAACGCUAUCAAAACGUUCUGGCAAGGUUCACUUGAUAUGAAAUUAAUUAUUCCAGUAACGUUAAUAGAACGUUCGUUCCAAGUUAUCUGGUGAUGUUAUGUUCUCAAAAUGUUAGCGCAAAAACAUUAUACAUUGUUUAUGGAUCUCUUUUCAUAAAUCGUUGGACGUUAAUCUAACAUUUGUAAAUGUUACUACUUGUUUCAGAAUGCUUAGAGAACAUUCAAAAGUAGCAUUCCAAUAAUGUUUGUAAAAUUCUAAAAUGUUCCCUUAACAUUCACAUAACCAAAAAUGUUUUUAAACAGAUGUUUGGAACGUUCAGGAAACAAUCCAAGAAAAAAAAAAUCAUAACUUAAUGGGAACGUUAAAAAACGUUCUUAGAACAUACUUUGUUAGCCAGGAGAGCGCAAGCAAACUAAAUAUUUCACAGAAAGAACACUAUAAUUCAAAACCACUCUCUGGUCGUCAAAUGUUAGUGGGACGAGAAAUGUGCAUUAAGGUACGGUCACAUUAACGAAAAUUCGCGUAAAAAAUUGAUCGGCUGUUUCGCGUAAGAGUGAAAAAUUUCCCACGCAGAUUUCACUCAAGAUCAAGUUGGUUGCUCAAACGUUAAAGUGACUUCUGUGUAAGCAAUAAUUCAUACUCAUCUCUACGCUACGCUACUUACAAUGAAUUGACCCCUUUUUACAAGCAAAACUUCACUACUGCACCUUAAAAAAACAUAAGCAUGGUCAUUUUGAUUUCAUGCUGAAUUCUGUGUCCACUGUAUUUCCAUUAAGUCAGCAUUGUUGUGUUGGCGUCUGGCCGUAUUUAUAAUCUGGGUUCGCAAUGUCAGGGAUUUCAGCAUGUGGUCUUGAGGGACGGCAUCUGUGUGCGGUUCUGCAUUAGCUCUAAUGGCCAGAGGGGUCACGUUUAAAAUCAUAAUGGCUUUUCCGUUCCCACCUCCUGCUGGGACAAACGUCUGAACCACUCGGCCUCAUCAGAAAGGACGUCAGCCUCCCAACUCCCUAACAAAAGAUGCUGUUUUCAAUCUGUCCGCGUACGCUUUAAAGAAAUUCAUUUUUCGGCAGUUCUCGUUCUUUUUUCCGAGCGGUUUCUGACACGUUGUCAUUAUAAUUGUUCUUUGUCACAGUGCUGUUGUUAGACUGUAGCUGGAGGGGAAAGGCCUUGUUUAUUGUUUUAAUACAGGGGAAAGACAGAGCUGCUCUGACGAUUCAACUAGAGAUGAAAAGACAUUCUGAUCAUCCUAUUUUCAGUUUAACAUGUUCAAUCUCAGCUUACAUGCAGAUGUAUUUUUCAAGCAUUACUUGUUGUGUAUCACAGGUGGAAUCUGUAGGCUUUUUGAGGUGGUCAAAUCUGUGGAUUGUGUUAAACAAUAGCGGCGAGUUCUACAAAAACAUUACAAUUAGCCAAAACACUUAAUAAAGAAACAGACAAUGUGUAGAAGUUUGUGAACGAUGGGCGUCCCGAUUCCUGCGGACAUCUGUGGGCGCUGAUUGUGUGUGGGCCUGCUUAUCACUGACAGAUAGCAAUUAUGUUACAGUAUGUGCUAGUAUGCAUAUUGCUCUACUGUCAGCAUCUGCUCUGAUAAGCUUGGCUUAUCUAGAUUGAGUUCAACGACUGUGUUCGGAACAGAAUACUUACUGCAUACUGCACAGUACAGUAUAUGCUGUAUGCCAUCUUCUGCUUUAAUAGAAUGUGAAACAGCAGAAAAUAAAGCUGUAAGCCACAAGCUUCAGAGCAAAACUGACUUAAACUGAGGUCAAAUCACAGUUACACGUUGCCUUGAGUGACUUAAUGCUUUUAUAAGAGCAAAAAUCACUGACAACGACAUCUAUUAAUACUAAUCAUUGGAAAUAUAAAUUUAUGGCAUCAAGUUAAGUGCAUUAAGUGCACUAUUGUUCAAAAGUUUAUGGUCAGUAGAAAGAUAUUAAUACUUUUAUUCAGUAAGGACGCAUUAAAUGAUCAAAAGUGACAGUAAAAGGUGUUACAAAAGAUUUCAAUUUUAAAUAAAUGCUGUUCUUUUGAACUUUCAAAGAAUCAAAGAAUUCAGAAAAACUAAAUCCAUCAUGGUUUCCAUAAAAAUAUUAUGCAGUUUUUAUCAUUGAUUAUAACAAGAAAUGUUCUUUGAGCAGCAAGUCAGCAUAUUAGAAUGAUUUCUGAAGGAUCGUGUGACACUGAAGACUGGAGUUAAGAUGCUGAAAAUUCACAUGUAUUCACAUAGAAAACAAUUAUUUUAAAUAGUAAAAAUAUUCACAAUAUUACUGUUUUUACUAUUUUUGAUCAAAUAAAUGCAGCCUUGGUGUAGAUGUAAUAGACUUCUUUCAAAAGCAUUUUAAAAAUGGUUGAACAGUAAAAAACUUUUGAACAGUAGUGUAGCGUACAUAUCCAUGUACAUGCAAGUGUAUCCAGAUAAUUAUGUAAAAAUAGUAGUAUAAUAAUCAAACACAGCCUUUGUUCCUAACUCAAACCCUGUUAAACAAAUACACACAUCAGCUACAUAUUUCUUAAAGAAUUUGAAGGUUAAAUUAUUUCUAUGUAGACACGCUUUAUGUGGUUUAACUAGAUGGCAGUGAUGAAUGGUUAGUGUGUGAAAGUAACGUGCAUGAUCUUUACCGCCCACCAUCCAGUGUAGAUUCAAAUGCACACAAUAGCAGGCAUGACAUCAGCAAGUUUAUGGACGGUAAGUCCGGUCUGGGUCCGCAGGGUCAGUUGGAUCAGUCCGUGGGUUGGUGAGGGCACGUCAAACGAGCUGUUAGGGAAAAACAAGGAUGUGGAAGAAAGUUAGGCAGGAUCAGCAAAAUGAUGCUGAGUAAUAUUUACCCUCCUCUUAGUAUUGACAGGGUGACCCGUGACUCAUGCAGCGGUUGACCUCGUCCGCUGUUGGUUUUUUGUGUUGUAUGCCAGUUUAUUAGUUAUAUAAUGGAUUUUAAUGUCCUGCAGUGGCAGGGGAGGAUCGUUGUAGCUACUAACGCACAUUUAAGCACGUGCACCUCAUUUUGUGGUCCAUUUACUGAUGGUUUUCUUGCUUUUCAGAGAAUAAAAGAGUCAAACAUGCUGCAUUUCCCCUCUCAACAAAGCAAGCUUGUAUAUCUCAAAGGAUUUUACCAUUACUGCCUCCAUAUUUUUGCAGGUCGCUUCUUUGAUUGUCAGCCACUGUUGUGCCAUUGUGAACAUUGAUCAAUGUUUUUCAUCGUUUGUAAGGACAAGCAACAUGAUAAUGUCAUCUGUACAAUUUGUAUGAUAUAAUAAAUAUGAUUUAUAUUUGA